Messenger RNA from Penicillium lagena, 678 nucleotides. RefSeq lists its product as uncharacterized. Bases 1 to 678 code for a protein of 225 amino acids. The transcript is spliced from 3 exons. Gene Ontology annotation, molecular function: GTPase activity; GTP binding. The record is from RefSeq and is a predicted model, not a curated record. Gene Ontology annotation, biological process: small GTPase-mediated signal transduction. Lineage: Eukaryota; Fungi; Ascomycota; Eurotiomycetes; Eurotiales; Aspergillaceae.
AUGGCUCAAUCAGAUAACCCUCCGGAGAGCGAGACAACCGUCACUCUCCUGCUAAUGGGCGACGCAGGAUGCGGCAAGACGACAUUUUUAUCGUGGGUCGACAUUCCUAAUUCGAUUUCUCUAUUUGCGCCCAAUGCUAAUAUCGCAUGCAGCAGCCUCAAGCACGGAAGGAGAGCAACACCGGCUCAUCCCGGCGUCACGGGAGACAGCAACGAUGAGACCCUCCGUGACACUGACCAGCCCUUCAUAUAUGACAUCCGAUUCUCGAAGAAGAAGUUCACGCUAGAGGUGUACGACACGUCCAAUCCGAACCAGCAUUGGACGACUCUGCGGCCUGAUGUGGUAGUCCUGGCAUUUGAUAUCUCGAACCGAGAGACGCUGGCAGGCCUAACAGCGUGGAGACACGAUGUCAUUCGGUACUUCCAGCAUGGUCAUGGCGAGCGCCUACCUGUCAUGAUGCUGGGUUUGAAGAGAGACUUGAGGAAAGAGGGCGAGGGGAUGAUUUAUCCACAAGAGACUUACCGCAUAGCGCAGGAACUCCGUUGUGAUCGGUACGCGGAGUGUUCGGCUGUUACGGGUGAGCUGUUGCCGGAGACGUUUGAGGAUCUCGCGAGACUGGCGGGGAUGACGACGACGGAAAAAGGCGGCCAGUCUGAGGGCGGGUGUAUCAUUUUGUAG